AUGCCAAUUGUACUGUUCUCACAUCAGGUGGCCGACGUGCGUGGCCAUCUACGCGAUAUUCACCGAAGCAGGAAAUCCACUGUUCUUGUCGAAUCGUUCUUGGAGAAGGCCUAUGACGCGCUCCGACAAGACGCAUGCACCCUUCCUCGCGAGGCUCGAAGCCAAAUUCCGGUGUUCAAUAGCGUGUUUGAUUUGAGCGAACGGCAUCAUAAUGCAAAAGUCCAGAGACGUGAGAUCUCUAGUGCGCUUCUAUGCAUAAGUCAAUUGGCACACUUCUUUGGAUAUUUCGAGCAACAUCCGGAUCAGUAUCCUGUCCCAGGGGAUGACGAUCUCAUAGUCGGCAUUGGCCUGGGCCAAUUGUCGGCAGCAGCAGUCUCGUGCUCGAAGACAAUCGUGGAUUUAGUCGGUCCGGCAGUGGAGGCAGUCCGUUUGGCGUUCCAGACAGGAGCUGCAGUAGGGAGAUUUUCAUCCAAUUCUCAACAAACAGACUUUGCUGAAGGACACUGGAGCAUGGUUGUCGAUGGCGCUGCCGAGGAAAUCGAGGAAGAACUACAAGUCUUACAGGACCAAAUGGUAAAAGUAUUCGGGCUAACAAUCCUACUUCUCAAUGGCUACUACGAUCUCCUGGGCUGGCACAUUGAUGCAACAACACCAUGCCAUAAGUCUAGUACAAUAGCUGACCAGCUACAGAACAUACCAAAAUCAGCUAGAGCGUAUAUCAGUAUGGUCGACAAGAAUAGUUGCAAUAUCAGCGGUCCGCCAUCACGGCUUCGACAACUCCAGCAACACUCAAAGUUACUUGAGAAGGCUUCUUCUCAAGAGCUUUCGGUUGCUGGCUUCUGGCAUGCGCCUCACGUGUACGGGAAAGACCAAGUGUCCGAGAUAUUGGAACCCCGCUUGAGUGCUCUCGCUGAGGUUGCGCCGCCUUGUCGAGCGGUUUUGUCACCUUCAACUGGUGAACUGAUUCAGGAUUCGAGCAGCGGGCUUCAGUUUACUCGAGCAGUCGACGACAUCCUCAGACGGCCAGUACGGUGGAAUACUCUCCAGCAGACUAUAGCCAAACACAUCAGUAGUAAAUCGGCUGCUGUUGAUUCAGUAGUAAGCUACGAAAUCAAGCCUGACGUCAACUCGAUUUGCUCUACACUACAGGCAGAGACCAAGAAGACCGUAGAAGGACGGGAUUUAUCCAGUUGGUGCUCUCCCGAGGCCAAUCCCAAGCCACAAGGACGCGCGAUCAAUUCCAAUAUUGCCAUCGUAGGCAUGUCUGGCCGGUUUCCCGGAGCGACAGACCACGAAAUGUUGUGGAAGCUACUUGAGCAGGGCCGGGAUAUGCACAAAAGAGUUCCCAAAGACCGAUUUGAUGCUGAAACGCACGUUGACCCUACCGGCAAGAAGGUCAAUACUAGUCACACCCCUUACGGCUGUUUCAUCGAGGAGCCUGGCCUCUUUGACCCACGCUUUUUCAACAUGUCUCCCCGUGAGGCCACCGAAACCGACCCGAUGCAUCGCUUAGCCCUUGUGACAGCCUACGAAGCUCUGGAGCAAAGUGGGUUUGUUCUCAAUUCAACGCCUUCUACCCAGCAAGAUCGCGUUGGAACGUUUUACGGGCAGACCAGUGACGACUGGCGCGAGGUGAAUGCGGCACAAAAGAUUGCGACGUAUUUCAUCCCCGGUGGCGUCCGCGCAUUUGCUCCUGGCCGUAUCAGCUACUACUUUGGCUUCCGGGGACCUAGCUACAGUGUCGAUACUGCUUGUUCCUCCAGUCUCGCUGCGAUCCAAAUUGCCUGCACUUCUCUCAGAACAGCAGAGUGCGAUACUGCGAUUGCCGGCGGCGUCAACAUCUUGACGGCACCAGAUAUUUUCGCCGGGUUGAGCAGGGGACAAUUUCUUUCCCCAACUGGUUCUUGCAAGACUUGGGACAGCAAGGCGGAUGGCUACUGCCGUGCCGAUGGCGUGGGCUCCGUCAUUCUCAAAAGAGAAGAAGACGCAAUCAACGAUAAAGAUAACAUCUUGGGGGUUAUUCUCGCCACUGCUACCAAUCAUUCUGCAGAUGCUAUUUCUAUCACCCACCCACACGCUGGGAAUCAGUCCUACCUUUACGAAAGCGUGCUUCAUACAGCAGGCAUCGACCCUCUUGAUGUCAGCUACGUCGAGAUGCAUGGCACCGGUACUCAAGCGGGUGACAAUACCGAGAUUAAAUCCGUGACCGACGUCUUUGCGCCGGACAACGGCAGUCGCGGUCGAGAUCGAGACCAAGCACUGCAUAUUGGCGCUGUCAAAUCCAACGUCGGCCACGGCGAAGCAGCUGCAGGGAUCACCGCACUCAUCAAAGUCCUCAUGAUGUUGCAGAAAAACGCCAUUCCUCCUCAUGUCGGUAUCAAAAACACUUUGAACCCAGCAUUUCCAAACCUUGAGUCGCGUAACGUUCGGAUACCGUUCCAGAAAACCCCAUGGCGGCGCAUCGGCGAGAAACCGAGAAUUGCCUUCUUGAAUAACUUCAGUGCGGCCGGAGGAAACACUGCGAUGGUCCUUUCGGACCCUCCACAGCGAGUCUUGUCUUCGCAAGUGGAUCCUCGGUCAAUGCUCCCUUUCGUGGUUUCAUCGAAAUCUAUAUCGUCACUGCAAAGUAACAUCCAGCAGUUGAUCUCAUACACGCAAGGGGCCUCCGAAGAAUCUCUAGCUAGUCUGUCCUAUACUCUCACCUCUCGUCGGAUACAUCACAAUUACCGUGUCGGUGUUGCUGCUUCGGAUCUCGAAACCCUCAGAAAUUCCCUCAAUAAAGAAGCCACGAAGGGUAACUUCACUCCUAUCUCAUCAAAGGCUCCACCCGUCGCAUUUGUGUUCACUGGACAGGGAGCUUUCUACGCCAGUCUCGGAAGAGACCUAUUUGAACUGUCGACUGUGUUCCGCUCUGAGAUCAUGCACCUGAACGAGCUGGCGAUGACACAAGAAUUUCCCUCUUUUCUGCCCGCAAUCGAGGGCAGUGUCGACCAAGAACAUCAGCUAUCAAACCUAGUCAUCCAGCUUGCUUUAGUCAGUGUUCAAAUUGCGCUUGUCAGGCUUUGGCAAUCAUGGGGGAUCAAGCCGUCCGUUGUUCUCGGUCAUAGUCUUGGCGAGUAUUCCGCCCUGUACGCCGCUGGGGUGUUAUCGAAACACGAUGUAAUACACCUCGUUGGACACCGAGCCAAGCUUCUACAAGAAAAAUGCACCGCUGGCACUCAUUGCAUGCUAGCAGUCAAGGCUUCAGUGGCCAAGAUCAGGACCGCCACCAACGGUCUACCCUUUGAGAUUGCCUGCCUCAAUGCUCCAAAUGAUACCGUCCUCUGCGCGAGUGUCGACGAGAUCAACAGCAUCUCUCAGGUACUGAACCGCGCAGGCCACAAAUGUCUCGUGAUGGAUCUCCCAUACGCUUUCCACUCUGCACAAAUCGAGCCGGUCUUAGAGGAUUUUGAAUCCGUUGCCGGUGGCGCGACGUUCAGCAAGCCAAGGAUUCCAGUCAUCUCUACACUGCUAGGAGAGGUCGUCGAGACGGAAGGAGUCUUCAACCCUGCUUAUCUCUGUCGCCAGGCCAGAGAACCCGUUGACUUCGCAGAAGCUGUUCGAUCGGCUACUGACAGCGGGACUCUCAACCCGAAGACCGUUUUCGUCGAGAUAGGGCCCCAUCCUAUCUGUUCCAACAUGGUCAAAGCUUCCUUGGACAACAACCCCUUGACGGUAGCUUCCCUACACAAGGCGGAGAGCCCAUGGAUGACGCUUUCCAAAAGUCUCUGCUCCCUUCAUUGUACAGGCCUUGAGAUUGAUUGGCGCGAAUUCCAUGGAGACUUCGAAGCCUGCCACGAACUUCUAAACCUUCCGGUUUACAAGUUUGACAAUAAGAACUAUUGGAUCGACUACGUUAACGACUGGUGCUUGCACAAAACCGAGUCUCGCGAUGCCACCCCCACGAUUCCGGAACCGUUGAAGGAGAUCUCGAAACUAUCCACAUCUUCUGUUCAUCGAGUAGUAUCUCAGGAGUUUGAUGGGGAUGUAGGAAAAGUCGUAAUCCAGUCCGAACUUUCUGAACCAGCCUUACGAGCUGCUAUAUUGGGUCAUCUCGUGAAUGGAGCAGGGCUUUGCCCAUCGACCAUCUAUGCUGAUAUUGCAUUCACUCUUGGCGAUUACAUUUACAAAGGAUUGAGGCCCGACGCAACGGACUUCAAUAUGAACUGCGGCAAUGUGGAAGUCAUCAAGCCGUUGAUUGUUAAGGAUGGGCCCAUCAAGUCGCAAAUCCUGCAGGUCACAAUAACUGCGAACCUCAGCAAAAAUCUGGCGAAUCUUCGCUACGCCACCGUCAACGCACAAGGCGUAGAGACUGUCACCCAUGCGACCAGCAGAAUCACUUACGAAGAUGGAGCAGAGUGGGUGGCUGGAUGGGAUUCCAAACGCUACCUGAUCGAAGGUCGCAUUGAGACCCUAAGGGAUCGACUGGCCAGCAACAAAGCCGAUCAGAUCUCUCGAGGCCUUGCCUACAAACUGUUCUCUGCCCUCGUACAGUAUGAUGAGAAGUACCAAGGAAUGGAGGAGGUUAUCCUUGACAGUAAAAACUUCGAAGCUACCUCACGGGUCAGAUUCCAGACUCAAGAAAAAGACGGCACUUUCUUCCUGAGUCCCUUCUGGAUCGACAGCCUUUGCCAUCUCUCCGGGUUCAUACUGAACGGAAGCGAUGCCGUCGACUCGAAGAAUUUCGUCUAUAUUUCCCAUGGGUGGAAGUCUUUCCGGAUCGCUCGUCCUCUGAGCCGAACGAAAACCUACAAUUCCUACGUCAAGAUGCAAGCUUCGCCGAACAAUGUCAUGUCCGGGGACGUUUAUAUCUUCGAAGGGAAUACCAUCAUCGGGGUGGUCGGGGGGCUUAAAUUCCAGCGAAUUCCGCGCCCAAUACUCAACACCUUCCUACCUCCCGCAUCAUCGGCAUCCUCCCAGCCUAAGAAAUCGAACCAGCCUCUUGAGCAUAGUGCCACGCCAACCAAGGCCGUGAAGGAUGUCCCGACCAGGUCGCCCAAGGUUGCCUCGCAGGAGAAGCCCAAACAAGCGAAGCCGAUCUCGACUUUGGCACCAUCACCCGCUCCGACCGCCUCUCCAUCAAGUGGAACGAUAGUGUCGCAGGUCCUGGGUAUCAUUUCCGAGGAGUCAGAAUUGCCAAUGUCGGAGCUACUCGAUGAGUGUGUCUUUGGCGACCUUGGGAUCGACUCCUUACUGUCCCUCCAAAUCUGCGGCAAGAUCCGGGAAACGCUCGACAUCGACAUUCAGAGUUCGGUGUUCGUCGAGUGCGAAACCGUAGGGGAGCUCCGAACCUACCUGCAAAGAUUUGAAGAAGAAGGUGAAGGCUCGAUCGCGACUCCGUCCACUUGUUUGUCGGAUGAUGAUGAGGAGGAGGAGGAGGAUCACGAUUCCGAUGGCUCGGCGUCUACGGCCCCUUCGACAAGGUCAAAGAGCUCCAAGAGCGGCGCACCGCAGAAAUCGAUCAGCACUGAAAGGAGCAGUCGCAAAGAGACCAUGCUGCUUUUCCGCACCACGAUCGCCGAACAGAUGGGCAUCGCCCUGGAAGAAGUUGUAGGUUCCAACGAUCUGCUGUCCCUCGGCAUCGAUUCUCUGAUGAGUAUCUGCAUUCUCGGUAUCAUGCGGGAAGAGACGGAUCUCGAGUUACCGUCCGAUCUGUUCAUCGACCACCCUUCCAUUGACGACAUCGAAGCAUUCCUCGGCUUCAAGGAGCCCGAAGCCCCGGUCGCGGCCAAACCCUCGAAGCGCCAGAAGCACGCGGCGGCCACCGCGACGUCGCCACUCCCGGCCAUCCUCUCCCCCCGGGCCGUCUCGAUCCUCAUGCAAGGCAAACCGAAAACGGCCGAAAAGACGCUCUUCCUCUUCCCCGACGGUUCCGGUUCGGCGACCUCGUACGCCAGCAUCCCCGCCAUCGGUCCGCGCGUCGCCGUCUACGGACUCAACAGCCCCUUCAUGACCAGCCCCGCCGACUUCACCAACGGCAUCGUCGGCAUCGCGUCCAUGUUCCUCGCCGAGGUCCGCCGCCGCCAACCCCACGGGCCUUACCACCUGGGCGGAUGGUCCGCCGGCGGCAUCAUCGCGUACGAAGUCGUACAGCAACUGCUGGCGGACGGCGAGCGCGUCGAGAGCAUGGUGUUUUUCGACUCCCCCUGCCCCAUAAAACUGGAGGCCCUGCCGUCGCGCCUGCACGCCUUCCUGGCGGACGUGGGGCUGCUGGGCGGGGAAGGCAUGGAGCCGCCGGAGUGGCUCCUCCCCCACUUCGAGGCGACCAUCCAGGCCCUCGCGGACUACAAGCCCGUCCCCAUCGGAGACAAGACGCUGGCGCCGAGGACGCUGGCCAUCUGGGCCCGCCGGGGGGUGUGCGGUAACCCUGGCGAUCCGCGACCGGAGACGUGGGACGACGAUCCGAAGAGCAUGAAAUGGCUCCUCGAGAACCGGACGGACUUUGGAACCAACGGAUGGGAUGCGCUGCUGGGCCGGGACGCAAUGGAGAUGGAGAGUGUGGACGGGAAUCACUUUUCUUUGAUGAAGGACGGAAAACAUUUACGCCAGCUUGCGAGCUUUUUGAGGGACUUCCUUUGA
Molecule: messenger RNA, 6618 nt
Organism: Letharia columbiana
Lineage: Eukaryota; Fungi; Ascomycota; Lecanoromycetes; Lecanorales; Parmeliaceae
Exons: 5
Coding region: 1-6618 (2205 amino acids)
Biological process (GO): fatty acid biosynthetic process
Molecular function (GO): fatty acid synthase activity; phosphopantetheine binding; 3-oxoacyl-[acyl-carrier-protein] synthase activity
Source: RefSeq, a predicted model, not a curated record